This is a messenger RNA of Penaeus vannamei (Pacific white shrimp), 1295 nucleotides long. The record is from RefSeq and is a predicted model, not a curated record. Lineage: Eukaryota; Metazoa; Arthropoda; Malacostraca; Decapoda; Penaeidae.
AAAUAUCCUGUCGUCAUGUGGCACGGCAUAAUAGACACCCAGGGCCACUACUUCGGUCCCGCGUCGUCGGAGGUGGCAGCGGCGGUCAGGGAAGCCGACGCCGCUCUGCAGCAACUCUGGAAGGACCUCUCGGGUCGGGACGUGAUAGACAGCGUCAACGUGGUGUUAGUCAGCGACCACGGAAUGGCUUGGACGGGGCAGGGGAAGGUGCGGGAGCUGGACGUGGUUCCCUGCCUGGAGGAGUCGCAGGUGGAGAAGGUCGUCGAGUAUGGUGGCUACAUCAACGUCCAACCAAGAGCUGGCCAUGCGAUGGAGGUGAUGGAGAGCUUGCGCAGGUGUCCGACCGUGGGCGAAAACGUGAACGUGUUCCUGAAGAAGGAUGUGCCCGAGCCUCUCCACUACAAGGCACAUCGCCUCAUACUGGAGAUUGUCGUCAUUGCGAAGGAGGGGUAUAUGAUACGCCCGCCCCAGACCGCCUACUCAGUGCCCGAGAGCGCGGGCUCCUACGAGGGAAACCACGGCCUCGACAACACGAAUGGACGCAACCCCGACAUGCGCGCUGUUCUCUAUGCCGUCGGGCCAUACUUUGCUCCGGGAGUCCGAGCCGGGGUGGUGGAGCAGGUCGACGUGUACAACCUCCUGUGCCGAAGUGUCCAGCUCCAGUGCCACGCCAACAACGGCACCUUGGCCCACGUGGAGGCGUUCUUCCGACCCGGAGUCCCCCUGCAGAGCAAUGCUAUCUCGAGGGGCGGGAUACCUCUGGCCGCUCUGAUGGCCAUCGUGUCCGCGCUGCUCUUGCUUUGAUCGGGGUCUGCCAUUUUCCGUGGCAGCAGCACAGGACGCACUUCUCUCUUUUUACAAGAUUUUAGAACAUGAUUUACUUUUCAGUCACUUUUAAGAUACUUUAUCUCUUAUUUAGGCACCUUUACAACUUAAUUUUCUCUUCUUUUGUCACAUUUACGACAAUUUUCUCUUCUCUAGACCCUCUUUCUCCACAUGCUUACCUUGAUCCCAAUGCUCUGCCACUCAGCCAAGCGAAUGAGUUUCAGAUUUCUUUCUAAGACAUGUACAAAGGAAAGUGAACAAGAAGAUCCGUAAAUCACACAUCUUUGGGCUUUGGGCUUUGUGUCUGUGAAGGUAGUAUGUAAAGUGGACUUACUUUGGAAUCUAUUUAGUCGUAAACCUGAGGGAUCUAGCUGACACCUGCUGUUAUUAACUAGGGUAACGAUACUGUCCCGUUACGCUAUGUCAGUUGAAAAUAUAUGUUUAAGAAUUAAAGAAAUAAUUCAAAAAUA